GUCAAACAUCAAAUGUAACAAUGGCAUCAUUCUGUCUUAUAACGAAUACAAAUCGUUCAAAAUAUUAUAUAGUACCUACAACAAGUGUUUAUCAAUUGGAUGAGAAGGAUGAAUUGCAACCCGUUAAACCAAGCCAAUACCAGGAUGGUAGUGUGUGUUAUGUCCGCGACAAUCAUCUGAAAUUAGGCAACGCGACUUUCACUAUAGUCGACACUGAUGAUGAUUAUAAUGCAAUUAUAAAAAGGAAUCCGGUGGAUACUCGCAUUAUCACUUCAAAAUUGCCUGAAUAUAGCCCACGUCUUAUAUCAGAUCAGUCGUUGAAGAAAACUUCAAAAAAAAAAAAAGGCACACUUGCAACUUCAAGAGACAACAAUGUACAGGACUCGGGAGAUUAUUACCGUAUCCGAUUAGCUGAACCGGCUCAGAAAGAGCUACCUGAAUUAAGUGACAAUAACGUAGAUGAUGAAGAUGAUGGAGCUAACAAAGAGAACGAUAAAAGUCCUCCGCUAAAUCAAACUCCUUCUCUGAAUGAAACUCGUUCUCCAGAUGAAACUGAUCUGCUCAAUGAAACUUCUCCGAUGAAUCAGAUUCGGAAAUCACUUCAAACACCACGACCAAGAAAGAAGUUCGGUAUGCGAAGACCAUAUAAUGCAACUGUAAGACAGCUUAAUACUAUAAGUAAAAAUCUAGUAAAGAUCCGAAAAGCUCAGAGAAAUAUAAAAAACAAGAAUGGAAAUUUACAACAGCCGCAGCAGCAGCAAACUUCCAAAAUCCCGAAUUUUAUAGAGACGAUCACUGUAGAAAAUGAUGUAGAGAACUCUGCCUAUAUUUACAACGACGAAAGAAAAUAGACUACUUGCCACAAUCAAGAGAUAAUAUUGAGCUUUAUGUAAAAAAAUGGAUCGGGGAUUUCUGCAAUGAGAAUCGCCGCAAAAUAAAACAAAACAACGCAGCGCAACAAUAA
Molecule: messenger RNA, 964 nt
Organism: Cotesia congregata
Lineage: Eukaryota; Metazoa; Arthropoda; Insecta; Hymenoptera; Braconidae
Source: the annotation of a GenBank genome assembly